UGCUGGGAGGACGCACUUCCUCUCAGGGGCCUCUAGAAACCACAGGACCAGGCUGCGCCCCCGCAGCCGGCAGGAUGGCAGAGGGCAAGGCGGGCGGAGCGGCUGGCCUCUUCGCCAAGCAGAUGCAGAAGAAGUUCAGCAGGGCCCAGGAGAAGGUUCUGCAGAAAUUGGGGAAAACUGUAGAAACCAAAGAUGAACGAUUUGAACAAAGUGCCAGCAACUUCUACCAACAGCAGGCAGAAGGCCACAAGCUGUACAAAGAUCUGAAGAACUUCCUUAGCGCAGUCAAAGUGAUGCAUGAAAGCUCAAAGAGAAUAUCAGAGACCCUGCAGGAAGUCUACAGCAGCGACUGGGACGGGCAUGAGGACCUGAAGACCAUCGUGGGGAACAAUGAUCUCCUUUGGGAAGAUUAUGAAGAGAAACUGGCCGGCCAGGCACUGAGGACCAUGGAGAAUUACGUGUCGCAGUUCAGCGAGAUCAAGGAGAGGAUUGCCAAGCGCGGCCGGAAACUGGUUGACUACGAUAGUGCCCGCCACCACCUGGAGUCAGUGCAGAACGCUAAGAAGAAGGACGAGGCCAAAAUGGCCAAGGCAGAGGAAGACUUCAGCAGGGCCCAGGUUGUGUUUGAAGAUCUGAACCAGGAACUCCUGGAGGAGCUGCCUAUUCUUUAUAACAGUCGUAUUGGCUGCUAUGUGACCGUCUUCCAAAACAUUUCCAACCUGAGAGAUGUCUUCUACAGGGAGAUGAGCAAGCUGAACCACAAUCUCUACGAAGUGAUGAGCAAACUGGAGAAGCAGCAUUCCAACAAAGUCUUUGUGGUAAAGGGCCUGUCAAGCAGCAGCAGGCGCUCCUUAGUCAUCUCUGCCCCUGUGCAAGCCUGUGCAGCCUCCAGCCCUGUCAGCCCUGUGACCUCGCCCACCAGCCCCCAUGCCCUCUCUGCCACCAGUAAGAGUGAGUCUGUCUCAGCCACGGGAGAGGAGCUGACCUCUGAGGCAGGGGGAGAGGACAGCUGUGAGAGCGAAGAGUCCUUAAAGGAUGAGGAAGUGGAUGAAGACCAGUCAGAGUCAAGCUCUUCCGAGGAGGAGGAGAAGGAGGAGGAGGAGGAGGAGGAGGAGGACGACGACGACGAAGACGACAACGACGAUGACGACGACAACGACGAAGAGGACAGGGAAGAGCCUCCACCAGCCUGCAAUGGCCCCACCCCAGCCCCAGCCUCUCCUGCAGCUGAGGUCAAGUCCCAGGAGGAAGCUGCCCAGAGCUCCCCAGCUCCGUCUCUGGGCAGAGGUCAGACCGGGAAGGAGCAUCCUUCCCAGGGGGAUGUGGUCCUCCGUGCCCGUGCCUCGAGUGAGGGAGCAGAGCAGAGCAAAAGAGCAGCAUCCGUCCAGAGGACGUCGGCUCCGCCCAGUAGACCUCCGCCACCCAGAGCCUCAGGCAGCGGCAGCGGCAGUGGCAGCAGGCCAUGCAGCGCUCAGGGCUCUGCAGAGGCUUUGCAGCCCAGUAGCCCCAGCACCUCCUCAGACACCACUUCCAAUCCAGAACCGCCAGAGACCAGUACAAAGGAAGGCACUGGCUGCUCGGGCCCAGAAGAGCCCCGCGCCUCCUCCACCAAGAGCGCCACCCAGGUAUUGACAAGUGAAAACACAGAACUCUGAAGAGAAACUGCCCAGGACCUAAUCUCUGCCCAGAGAAGUUUCUCAAGCAGAGGGCCAAGGGUACAAGCCACAUCCAAGCCCCGUUCUCAGGCAGUGUGAACACGCGCCCUCAGAGACCCACCCGCCAUUGCUGGAGUCUGCACUAGCCUGAGGGAGGAGGGCACCACACAGAGGGAACAUUUUACCACAGGCUUGAGUGGUACUAACAGAAGCAGGGCUGUAAUACUGCCAAAGAAUAGCUUCCGUCGGCAUGUCCACACAUUCAGAGGACAUGUGUCCAGCUAGCCACUCACUUGGCAAAGAGUUAAAGCGAAACAUUUUUCACUACUAAAUAAAAUACGAUUUUGACUAA
Messenger RNA from Mastomys coucha (southern multimammate mouse), 2007 nucleotides. It is a transcript of the gene Bin2, whose product is annotated as bridging integrator 2. Bases 75 to 1655 code for a protein of 526 amino acids. Lineage: Eukaryota; Metazoa; Chordata; Mammalia; Rodentia; Muridae. Gene Ontology annotation, molecular function: protein binding; phospholipid binding. The transcript has 11 exons. The record is from RefSeq and is a predicted model, not a curated record. Gene Ontology annotation, biological process: podosome assembly; phagocytosis, engulfment; plasma membrane tubulation. Gene Ontology annotation, cellular component: cytoplasm; plasma membrane; phagocytic cup.